GUUGGGUGCAACGAAAAGGUCGGCGGAGUUCUCCGAGGUGAUUUUGGUGUUGAUUCCUUGAUGGACAUGAAGCGCAUGAGGCGGUCUCCGCCAGCUGCCGAUCCGGAGAGCGAUGGAGCUCUUCGCCCGGCCGCCAUUGUGGCCGCUACCGAGAAGAAGCCGCGGGGCAUCGCCCACCAGCGACCCGGCUCUCUCCUCCUCCUCCUCCUCCUCCUCCUCCUCUUCGUCCUGUUUCUCCUCUUCGCCAUCUUUUCCGGCGGCCAUCGGAGCCUCCUACUCGAUCGCUCCCUCGCUGCCAGAUAUGAAGUCCUAGAAGAGACCGUGCAAGGUUUUGGGAACGGCACAAUUCCUUCCUUUGUUGCUGCAAAAGACAAACUUCUUCAUGGCUUGCUGGCUGCUGGAUUCGACGACCAGUCCUGCCUCAGCAGGUACCACUCCGUAUUUUUCCGCAAAGAAUCACCUCACAUUCCAUCUCCCUACUUGUUGAAAAAACUUAGAAAGUAUGAAUCUCUCCAUGAAAAAUGCGGUCCAAAUGGUCAAUUCUACAAGCAAUCUACAGAACAAUUGAGGUCUGGCCAUGGUUCUCGAUCCGCAGAAUGCAAGUAUGUUGUAUGGAUUUCAUACAGUGGGUUAGGGAACAGGAUGCUAUCCCUUUCAUCUGCCUUUUUGUAUGCUCUCCUUGCAAACAGAGUCCUGCUCGUCGACAAAGGUUCCGACAUGAACGACCUCUUCUGUGAGCCUUUUCCUGCAAAUUCAUGGAUUCUGCCUCCUGACUUUCCUAUAAAAGAAUUCACCAACUUUGACAUUAAGACCCCAACAAGCUAUGCCAACAUGUUGAGAAGCAAGGCCAUCACUAACCAUAUCGAUGGAGCUUCAACACACUCUCUACCUGCCUAUACUUAUCUCCACCUAUCCCAUGAUUACGACGUGUUUGACAAGCUUUUCUUCUGCGAAGAUGAUCAGAGAGUGCUCGAUAACAUUCCUUGGUUGCUGUUGAGAUCGAACAACUACUUUGUGCCAUCCCUGUUUCUGGUUCCGACAUACAAGGAAGAGCUAAGGAAGCUCUUUCCUGAGAAAGAUACCGCCUUUCAUCAUUUGGGACGAUAUCUUUUCCAUCCCACCAAUUCGGUAUGGGGUCUGAUUAGCCGAUACUACAAUUCGUAUCUAGCAAAGGCAGAUGAGAGAGUAGGAAUACAAGUCAGAGUUUUUGAUGAAGGAGGAACUGGUCCAUUUCAGUAUGUGUUAGAUCAAAUUCUUGCUUGCACAGUGAAGGAAAAGCUUCUUCCCGACCUGAGUCCCGGUCAAGAAGCUGCAGUUCUAUCUCCAAAUGCCAGAUCAAUAGCCGUGCUUAUGACUUCUUUGGAUUCAGGAUACUAUGAGAAGAUCAGAAACAUGUUCUGGGAGCGGCCUACUUCGAGUGGAGAAAUCAUCAGCAUCUACCAACCGAGCUACGAAGGGCACCAACAGACCGAGAAGCGAACGCACAACAUGAAAGCGCUGGCAGAGAUGUACCUGUUGAGCAUGACUGAUACGCUGGUCACGAGCGCGUGGUCGACGUUUGGGUAUGUGGCACAAGGUCUCGGCGGUCUACAGCCAUGGAUUCUGCUCAAGCCGGAAAACAAGACGGUUCCUGACCCACCUUGCCGGCGAGCAAUGUCGAUCGAACCUUGCUUCCAUGCCCCUCCCUUCUACGACUGCAAGACCAAGCAAGGCAUCGACACAGGAGCUCUAGUUCCGCAUGUGAGGCACUGCGAAGACGUUAGUUGGGGUCUUAAGGUAGUUAAUCAGGAUGAGUGGUGACUCUCGAGCAUCGGGCAUGCAGAGGACGAUUUUGCCAAACGAAGGAUUAGUUAGUAUACAUCGGGCAUGCCAAUUUUAGCUUUAGCAUUGUAUCUCUUUUUUUAUAAAAGAUAAACUGAAGCAUCGCAAUAGUCACAUCGCAAUAUCAUCUUCAA
Zingiber officinale is the source of this 1955-nucleotide messenger RNA. Its product is annotated as galactoside 2-alpha-L-fucosyltransferase-like. Gene Ontology annotation, biological process: xyloglucan biosynthetic process; cell wall biogenesis. The transcript is spliced from 2 exons. The record is from RefSeq and is a predicted model, not a curated record. NCBI's taxonomy places the organism in Eukaryota, Viridiplantae, Streptophyta, Magnoliopsida, Zingiberales, Zingiberaceae. Gene Ontology annotation, molecular function: galactoside 2-alpha-L-fucosyltransferase activity. Gene Ontology annotation, cellular component: Golgi apparatus; membrane. The coding region runs from base 61 to 1800 and encodes 579 amino acids.